AUGCAUGUCCGGCAACCGCGGCGAGAACGCAGCGGUCACAGCAAUGAAUUUCUUCCUGAGCGAAAGCUAAUUACAGUUUUUGUUGCAGGUUUACUAUUUGCAACAGUCACGGCGUGUUUCAUUCCAAAUUUCCAGUGUGAUCAGAAAAUCAGACUAAAUGCGAUAUCAAGCGAUAUCACACGCGUAAAUACACUCUAUGUUUACAACAUACCACGAAAUGUAAUCAAGUUUUCAGUUGGAUUUUUGCAUCUCGCAAAUUUAUCAUCAAUCCAAGAAAAAAUAGAAUACAAAGGUUUCCUAACAGUAUAUAAAGGAGAUUCUUGGACAAUCAACAACAUAACGAUAAAAAACUUAGUUUGUAACCCAACCUUACCGAAAUAUGUAGAAAUUUAUUCAAUGAAUACCAAAAAAAUAUCGAAAAUAGACAUAAAUAUAUGGGUUAAAACUGUUGUUUCCAAAUCGAUUGACUUAGAUUUUCGAGUCUCCUUCGAAUGCGAUCCAUUGUUUACAGUUAAGACAUAUUACUAUCUUUUAGCAUCAUUUGUAUUCUUAUGGAUCUGGUUUAUCCUUCAGAAACUUACUUGUGGCUCUGCAGAACGAAAAUGGUUUGUAACAAUCAUGAAAAGCUACUAUUUAGUAUCAUCCAUAUACUCAUUGUUACAUUUCAUUACAGCUACAAGCCCGAAUCUCUCAAUUUUAUAUACAUUGAAAAUAAUUGUUGUAAGUACACGCGAAAUGUUCUCAAUUGCGUAUGUUUCCGCUGUUAUGUUGCCUCUUAUGCCUCCUUCCAUGAGCAAAAGAUGUCUUCUUGGCUUAUUUAUGUGUUUGAUGCUGACAGUCUUUAUAGCAACGUUUAUUAGACAAUGUUUGCCGCUAAUUAAGAUCUCUAAGAAACAGAAAGAGAGAUUUUAUUCUCUUUGUCUCGGUUAUCGAGAAAGUAUCAGAAUAUCUUUUUUCGCACUCGUUUUUAUGGUUGGACAAGCAGUUAGAAAGAAAAGAAUGUCCAACAAAUACAUUGUUUUUCAUUAUAUGACGUUUAUUCCUGUUAAUUUCAUCCCAUUAAUUGUAGAUUUCGUCAUGGACGUUCUCAAAGCCAAGAAACCACCACUUCAUUUCGUAUGCAAUGAACUUUAUGAUAUGGUUUUCAUUGCAAUCGAAACUGUUCGAUUAUUACCCGCAUUAAAGGCAAUGUCGUCAAAUAACGACAACAUUAUCAAUGAAGAUCCACCUGAUGCAAUAGUUGUAUGA
Trichomonas vaginalis G3 is the source of this 1248-nucleotide messenger RNA. RefSeq lists its product as uncharacterized. Bases 1 to 1248 code for a protein of 415 amino acids. NCBI's taxonomy places the organism in Eukaryota, Parabasalia, Trichomonadida, Trichomonadidae. The transcript has a single exon. The record is from RefSeq and is a predicted model, not a curated record.